ACCACGGGCCGAGCUUGAGAAUCUUUCCUUCCACAAUGCCGUGCCGUGGAAAACAAGAUUUUGUUCAACGCGCAACUCAGACAAGAUGGACAGAAGAAGGCGUUUCUAGGUAGCUCUGUUUUUUUUUGAUAAUGAUGAAUUUAGACAAGGCACCGCUCCAGCCGGUCGCAGGUCACAUAACUUUCCAAUCCCAAGACCGGACGGCAUGCUCUGGCUUGUUUUAUCCUAGCGGCAGGGCAGUCGCGAGACAGCAAAUCACAACGUUCGUUGGACAAGUGGUCGGUGAACCCGCGGCAGGGAAGGCAACGGUGAAGUAUCAGCAUGAGGUUCUAGUGUACCACCUUGAGGUACGGAAGCGCAAUCGUGGAAUAUCUGGGAACGUCCAGCAAUAACAGAUCGACGAUGAUGGUCUUGGUCUGCCCGCCGUGCCUGCCUUGAAGUUGC
Colletotrichum acutatum is the source of this 444-nucleotide messenger RNA. RefSeq lists its product as uncharacterized. NCBI's taxonomy places the organism in Eukaryota, Fungi, Ascomycota, Sordariomycetes, Glomerellales, Glomerellaceae. The transcript has a single exon. The coding region runs from base 132 to 392 and encodes 86 amino acids. The record is from RefSeq and is a predicted model, not a curated record.